CUUCUAAUCUAGCAGUUCGGUACGUUGAAAGUAAACCUCUUUCGUUUUCGUGGCUAUCGUGUGUCAGUGUUUAAUUAAUAGUUGCAUGAGCUAGUUCGGGCAUCGCAGAAAUCGUUUGUUGUUAAAUAAUACAUAUACACAACACUUCUCGAAUUAUUUUCUGCCGAGCACCUGACAACCAAAUCAUGAAACUUGCCAAAUUUCGCGUACGCAUUUCUCCGCUGGUGGUGCUGCUGGUUUGUAUAGAGGCACUCCAUGCGCGAUCCGUAUCCGACCGGAAGCGGGACUUUGAUUAUGACUUCGACGGUUCCAAUGCUGCUUCCUAUCAUGCUUCCAAAUCCGGAUACAGCGCCGGUAGUGGACUCCGCUCGAUCGCCCAAGGUUCGGCAGAUCAGGCCAACACAGCGGUUCACAACCAGGUAGCGGCCGCCAAACAGGCCUCCUAUAUUGCGCAAAGCACUCUGGCACAAGCUGCGUCGCAGGCUGCGGCCACUGCUCAAGCUGCCCUAGCGGGAAAGCAAGUUCUGCUACAAGGUCUGGAACAGCAAAACUUAGAAGCACAUCAGGCGCUGGAGAGUGAAAUCCAGCAGAUGCACCAGGCGAAAAAGGCAGCAAAAGCCGCUCAGUAUUCUGCGUCACAAGCUUUGAACCAUGUUCAGGUUUUGACUGCAGCGCUCAAUAAUGCACAGGUAGCAGCGGAGCAUGCCCAACAGGCGGCCAGCGAAGCCGCAUCCGAACUUGCUUCGCAAUCCCAAAUGGUGGGUACUGCUAAAGCCCGCGUUGAAGCAAUCGAAGAACAACUGAAAGCAGCUCAGGUGGACUACGAGGCAACUCAAGAGGCCGCACACAAGGCGGCCUUCUCAGCACAGGAAGCGCAGAAGAAUGCGGCUGAAGCGGCUGCCCAUGCUGCGGUACCGCAUCAACUGGAACCACAACAUCACCAAUUUCAGGCGAAGGUUUCCAAGCAGUCACACCAGCACGAGCAAGAGCACGAUGAUAUCAACAGCGGCGAAGUGAAUGUCGACGAAGGUCACAAUUUUGGAUAGAGGAAAACCGUUGCCAUUUAUAUAAGUUCGAAUCGUAAAUAUGUUAAAUCUAUGUUUUAGUAGAGAGAUGAAGUAAUGUUGCGUUUAUGGUAUAACGGAAGUUUUGACUUACCGGUUGAAAUGAAAGACUUGACUAUGUUUACGUUUGUUGAUAGUUUUUU
Molecule: messenger RNA, 1207 nt
Organism: Wyeomyia smithii (pitcher-plant mosquito)
Lineage: Eukaryota; Metazoa; Arthropoda; Insecta; Diptera; Culicidae
Exons: 4
Coding region: 186-1046 (286 amino acids)
Source: RefSeq, a predicted model, not a curated record